Molecule: messenger RNA, 1995 nt
Organism: Malania oleifera
Lineage: Eukaryota; Viridiplantae; Streptophyta; Magnoliopsida; Santalales; Ximeniaceae
Product: bifunctional riboflavin biosynthesis protein RIBA 1, chloroplastic-like
Exons: 7
Coding region: 105-1787 (560 amino acids)
Biological process (GO): riboflavin biosynthetic process
Cellular component (GO): chloroplast
Molecular function (GO): 3,4-dihydroxy-2-butanone-4-phosphate synthase activity; GTP cyclohydrolase II activity
Source: RefSeq, a predicted model, not a curated record
GCAUGUAUACAAACAGACCUAUCCAUUUCCCGGGCUGACUCUUUUCUGCGCAGUUAAGAAUACGAUCUCCUUCUUUCACAGAUCCGGAGCUUGAGCUUCGAGGAAUGGCUUCGAUAAAUCUCAAUUUCUCUUCUUCCAUGGCUCUGAACCGCCUGCUAAGUCAUAAUGGUCUGCACUGUGUGAAUCCCUUCAUAACAAAUGGGUGCAUAUCAGAUUUUGUUUCAACUAGUGUAGCUAGAAAAUUGUGCCUUACUUUUAAGGCUGAUAGCAGAACCAGAGCUGCUGUGAUAUCUGGAGAAGGUGAUAUUCUAUCAUAUCCUAAUGGCAAUUCAGUUGCCGGACAUGCUUCUCAUUUUGAUGAUCCGGUAGGCCAACCAACUGGAAUUGAGAGACAGGCUGAUUCAGUCACUUUUGGAACACUCACAUCAGAAAUAGCUCCAACAAGUAGUGGUUUUUUCACUGAUAGUGAUGAAUUUGAUCUGGAUCUUCCUACAGAGGGAUUUGCUUCCAUCCCAGAGGCCAUUGAAGAUAUCCGCCAAGGCAAGUUUGUAAUUGUUGUGGACGAUGAAGACCGAGAAAACGAAGGCGAUCUAAUAAUGGCAGCAUCUCUGGUAACAACAGAGGCUAUGGCCUUUAUUGUAAAGCAUGGAACUGGUAUUGUGUGUGUGAGCAUGAAAGGAGAAGACUUGGAGAGGUUGCAACUUCCAUUGAUGGUAACACAGAAGGAGAAUGAUGAGAAACUUUCUACAGCUUUCACAGUUUCGGUGGAUGCAAAAUAUGGUACAACAACAGGUGUCUCUGCUCGUGAUAGAGCGACAACAAUAUUGGCUCUUUCAUCUAGAGAUUCAAAUCCCGAGGAUUUCAACCGCCCAGGUCAUAUUUUUCCUUUGAAGUACAGGGAGGGAGGGGUUUUAAAACGAGCUGGACAUACAGAAGCUUCUGUCGAUCUCGCCAUGCUAGCUGGGUUAGACCCAGUCGCAGUUUUAUGUGAGAUUGUGGAUGAAGAUGGUUCAAUGGCUAGAUUACCAACGCUUCGCCAAUUUGCAGAGGCAAAUAAGUUGAAAAUUAUUUCCAUAGCUGAUUUAAUCAGAUAUCGGAGGAAGAGAGAGAAAUUGGUGGCACGGGCUGCUGCUGCACCAAUACCAACAAUGUGGGGACCUUUCAAAGCCUACUGCUUCAAGUCACAGCUGGAUGGCAUUGAGCAUAUUGCCAUGGUUAAGGGUGAGAUUGAUGACGGGCGAGAUAUCCUUGUAAGGGUGCAUUCUGAAUGCCUUACUGGUGACAUAUUUGGGUCAGCAAGAUGUGACUGUGGAAAUCAGCUGGCACUUGCAAUGCAGCAAAUUGAGGCAGCUGGCAGGGGUGUGUUGGUGUAUCUGCGUGGACACGAGGGAAGGGGAAUUGGUUUGGGCCACAAGCUUCGUGCUUAUAAUUUGCAGGAUGAUGGACGGGACACUGUUGAAGCUAAUGAGGAGCUGGGAUUGCCUGUUGAUUCUCGAGAAUAUGGCAUCGGUGCACAGAUACUACGGGAUUUAGGUGUCCGCACAAUGAAGCUGAUGACCAACAACCCUGCAAAAUACAUCGGGCUUAAAGGUUAUGGUUUGUCAAUUGCAGGCAGAGUCCCAUUGUUAAGUCCUAUAACCAAGGAGAAUAGGAGAUAUCUGGAGACCAAACGUUCGAAAAUGGGGCAUAUCUAUGGUUUAGGUUUCAAUGACCGAGUAAAUGGUGCCAUCAGUGAAAAUGGAAAAUCAAACUUUGACAGACUCCAUGAUGGUUCGUCUGAGGUAUGAAUAAAUGUUUUCAAACGCUGUUAAUUCUAGUGUGUGGGUUGAUGUUAUGAUACUCAUUUUGACUUGUCUUGGAAUUUGUGAUAUUGGAUUUUUUUGUUUUUUUUUUGUUUCAAUUCUCUGGGUAUUUUUUACGCGAGAAAAAUAGAUGCUGUGCUGAAUUUUUGUGGACUGAAUAAUUAAUGUUAUUUUCUGAUCAUUUAAGUGCAAA